AUUGAAGGCAGUUUUUGGGAGGGGGGGGUGCGAACGGAGUACGUGUUCGUAUUAGCGCUCGCGCGGGGGCGGGUCGGCAGUAACGGCUAUAACGGUCUGUAGUAUGGAGGCGCGAGAUUCUAAUCAGACAGUGUCAGCACAGAAUGAUGGACUUAACUCUGCAAAUGAAUGUGACUUGCAUAAAAGUAUUUCCUCUACUGCUGAUUCCCUUUCACGUGAGCUGCUCAUGCCAAACAUGGAGCCUGCUGAUGAAGCCAACGAUUUAAAAUCAAGAGCUAUGAUUAUUGAUAGUAAAGUUGGUGAUCAGGGAACCAAUCUGAAACCUUUUACAGAUUUGUCAGAAACAUCUGUGGCACAAGUUGAAUCUCCUGAAGGCUCAGCAUCAAUGGACACUGAAUCUCAACCUGCGAAUUCCUCACCUGAAGGGACAGUACAAGACACAGAAAACAUAGAACUGAAUGAUUCAGGGAUCCCCUUUCCUACAGAGUAUGAGAAGUUUUGGAAAGUGGUGGAAGACAAUCCCCAGGACUUCACAGGUUGGACAUACUUGUUGCAAUAUGUAGAACAAGAGAACCAUAUCCUGGCAGCCAGAAAAGCUUUUGAUCACUUCUUGUCCCACUAUCCAUACUGUUAUGGCUAUUGGAAAAAGUAUGCUGACCUUGAGCGCCGACAUGACAAUGUGAAACGGGCAGAAGAGGUAUACCGACGAGGUCUUCAAGCAAUACCACUUAGUGUUGAUCUUUGGCUUCACUAUAUCAAUUUCUUAAAAGAGACCUUGGACAACAACUGUCCAGAGACUGAUGACCAGAUAAAAAGUGUAUUUGAACAUGCUGUGUUAGCUGCAGGGACUGACUUUCGCUCAGACAGACUUUGGGAAACUUACAUCAACUGGGAAAAUGAUCGGGGAAAUCUGGAAGAAGUGACUACAAUUUAUGAUCGGAUUCUUGGUAUUCCAACGCAGCUUUACAGUCAUCAUUUCCAAAGGUUCAAAGAUCACGUUCAGAAUCACUUACCUAAAGAUUUAAUCUCUUCAGGGGAUUUUAUUAAACUACGCCAAGAGCUGGCAUCCACAAAUGAACAUUUUGAUAAUAAUGGUACUCCAGGAAAUGAUCUAACAGCUGGAAUUGAUAUAAAUGAUCCUGCUCAGUACUUUACCUAUAGCGUAUGA
Rhincodon typus (whale shark) is the source of this 1168-nucleotide messenger RNA. Its product is annotated as pre-mRNA-processing factor 39-like. The coding region runs from base 104 to 1168 and encodes 354 amino acids. The record is from RefSeq and is a predicted model, not a curated record. Gene Ontology annotation, cellular component: U2-type prespliceosome; U1 snRNP; commitment complex. Gene Ontology annotation, biological process: mRNA 5'-splice site recognition; RNA processing. Gene Ontology annotation, molecular function: protein binding. The transcript has 7 exons. NCBI's taxonomy places the organism in Eukaryota, Metazoa, Chordata, Chondrichthyes, Orectolobiformes, Rhincodontidae.